Messenger RNA from Pocillopora verrucosa, 7149 nucleotides. NCBI's taxonomy places the organism in Eukaryota, Metazoa, Cnidaria, Anthozoa, Scleractinia, Pocilloporidae. The record is from RefSeq and is a predicted model, not a curated record.
AUGGAGAAGUUGUUGAUCACAUUUGUUUUGAUUGUGCUUAUUGAACAAAUAAAAUGUACAGAACCCACAGGGCUCAAAGUUGUUACCACAAGCCAAAACUCAAUCACAGUUAGUUGGGACCAGCUUUCUUCUGUCUCAGGAUACAAGAUAAGAUAUGCAAAAUCUAAUAGUAAUGAUCAGAAGUAUAUGACCGUAAGUUCUGAUCAAAGAGAGGUUGAAAUAACUGAGCUCAAGAAGAACACUGCAUAUAACAUUCAGGUUGCUGGAAUAUAUUUUGUGGAUGGAAAUGAAAAAGAUGGGCCAUAUUCAAACAACGUGGAGGGCAGGACAUUGUCACAUAAAUAUGAUGAUCCUUGUGAUCCCAAUCCAUGUCGAAAUGGAGGAACAUGUCAAGUUGAUGAUCAGAGACCUAACCAUUCUUCCCUUCGUAUUUACUGUCAAUGUACUGAACAUUUCAUUGGUGAAUUUUGUGCUGUACCAAAAAAUGGAGAUUGUCAGGAAGCACUAGGGAUGGAAGAUUAUGGAAUACCCAACGAACAAGUGCGAGCAUCUUCGGAAUGGAACUCCAACCAUGCCGCCAUUCAGGGACGGCUCCAUUACAAACCACCGUCAGGCAAACAAGGAGCAUGGUCUGCCAAAGAAAACGAUAAAAAUCAGUGGCUUCAGAUUGAUCUGGGAAGUGUGUUCACCAGGGUGACAGGUGUUGCAACUCAAGGUCGAUAUAACUAUAACCAGUGGGUGACAACGUACAAGCUGCAGUACAGUAAGGAUGGUUCUACCUUCACCUCAUACAAAGACCCUGAACAAGCUGCAGACAAGGUUUUUGAUGGAAACACCGACCCGAACACAGUUGUCGGUCAUGUCCUCAACGAAUCAAUUACGGCUCGUUACAUCCGUUUUCGACCAGUGACUUGGUCAAGGCACAUCUCAAUGAGAGUGGAGUUGUAUGGUUGCUCAGACUUUCCAUGCCAAAGUCCGGAUGUGGGCCUGCCAAAUAUCUCACCAAAUGCAUCUUCCGACGUGAGCAUUCACAGAUUAAGACAGUUUACAAUACAAUCUGAAGUCAAAUUGCAUUGUGAGUUAUCUGACAAAACAUCAUUCCUCUGGCGUGUUUAUAAACUGGGUGAAGAAGAUACACCAUUACUUUCAAGAAAUAGCUUCUCAGAAUUACAGAUCACACCACGCUUGUUGCCAGUUGGUGAAUUCUUGGUUAAACUCAAUGUCAGCAUGAUAGGACCAGCAAUUUUUGGGGUCAGCCAGGGUUAUUUCGAGGUGGUGAGUAGCCCUUUAGUGGCAUCCAUCACUGGAGGAAGCAAGGUGGCCAGAGGACUGGAAAGAACAUUGAUUUUUGAUGCAUCCCUUUCAUAUGAUCCUGAUGAAGAGAAUCUGCAAUUUUCAGGCCUCAACUUUACCUGGCUAUGCAGAGGAGAGUUGCCUUUGGAUCUUAAUAAUUCAGAUGAGGCAGGAUGUUAUUAUAGGGCUGGUGAUAAAGAAUAUGUUGGACAUGAACUAAGAGUAAACAACAGUCUUAUGACAGAAAACACCUCAUACUUCAUAACAGUACAGGUUACAAGAGAUGAAAGGAAAGCUGAGUACACUCAGGAAGUGUUUAUCGUUCCUGGUGACCCACCGGAAGUGCAAAUCAGGUGUGUUGAAAACUGCGAUGCCAAACUGAAUCCAUCUGGGAGAGUGGCUUUACAGGGCAUGUGUACAGGUGCCUCAUGUCAUGGUAACCUUAUCUUCAAGUGGACGGUUUUAAAAGACUUGAAUAACUCUUCAAACAGUUCACAAUGGACUGAGGUUUUAGAAAUACAAGAGUUGAUAAGUACUCGAGUUUCAUCAAAAUCUCUCGUCACUAAGCCUGGAGUGCUGACACCCGAUACCAGGUAUAAAUUUAUAUUGACUGCACAACGACCAGGUGGAUACCGCGGGUAUUCCGAGUACCACGUGACCUCAAACAGUCCCCCUGUUGGAGGAGUAUGCAAUGUGAGCCAAAUAUCAGGAGUUGCUCUUAUAACAGAGUUUACUUUUACUUGUGAUAAUUGGCAGGAUCCAGAUCUUCAGUUGCAGUAUGAAUUUAUUUACCUCAGAAGUAACGAUCUUCUAAAUGUGGCGUACAAAGGAGUAAAAACUAGUUUAACAACCAAACUUCCUGCUGGAGAGAGUGAAAAUAACUUUACCAUCGACUUUCGCGUGCGAGUGGUUGACAUUUUGGGGGCAUACACUGAAAUGAGGACUCCUGUGCAGGUUUCUGAGCCCAAUAUUGAUCCAAAAGACCUUGUCGAUGUUGUCACCAACCUCACGUCUGGCGAUGAAAGUGAACUGAACUCCUUGAUCAAGUCAGGUGAUGUGUCACGUGCCACACAAUUGGCCGCAGCAGUCCUUUCGGCCGUUGAUUUUGUUACGCAAUCAGAAUCUGCAGAAAGUCAGGCGCAGGAGCUCACAGAGAAAAAAAUUAUGAUAAAAUCAAACAUCAUACAACAGCUUUCAACCGUCCCAGUAGAUACUGUCGUUAGAGUCCAGCAGGUAUCGAAUGUGAUAGCCUCUGCCAGCUCAGUCAUCGCCGAGAUUACCAACGAAGCACAGAAAGAUGCAACGGAUGCACUCGAAAAGAUGGCUGUAGUAUUGAAGACGGCGAGUGAAGCUGGACAAAGUUACGACACACUAUUUGAUGGUGUGAAAAGUCUUGUAACUGGACUUGGGAGCAUGCUCAGGCUAACUUCACACGGAGCUAGUGUGGAAAAUGCUGUGUCACAUGAAGAGUCUCAAAUGAAAGCUAACUUUAUAACUGCAUAUAAAGGACGCUUGUCUAAGAAUCUAAAGGGGAAUCUCAAAUCGAGAACUUCUUUGUCUAAUAAAUUGGGUAGGAGGACCAAAAGGGACGGUGCUGACGUACAGCUGCAGGCUCGUGUCCAAGUUGAGACUCUACUUCAUUCCUUGGAGGAAGUCGGAAGCACCAUCUUGUCCCGGACUCUCGUUGGAGAAGAGCCAAAAGAGCUUCCAGCCCAGGCAAUUUCCCUGCUAGUGUCGCGACAGGAGCCUAAUUCACUCGCUGGGACUGUUUUGUCAAAUAAAGGGAACAGUUUUCAGCUUCCUCCGGCCUCCAAAUUGUUUGACAAUUCUGGCCACUUUGUAGAUAGCCAGAUGGUAACGACAGACUUCACACCGUUCUCAUGGGACCCGUCAGGAGAAAGAGUGACAACCGCUGUUUCAAGCCUUGAGCUUAAGAACAGUUCUGGGCAUCUCUUAAAUACGACGGAACUAAUACACCCGAUUACUAUAAGACUACAGAGCCAUCAGGACUUCACAAACGCUGCUAAGUCUCAUUAUGUGGGAGCCAACAGAACUGUUUUCUUCAAGAUAAAUGUCACUCAGUCAGGGAUGGCAUUGGUGCUAAACAUUCGUCCGGAAAGCAACAGAACAGAGUUUGUGGUGACUGUUAAGUACGGAGAGCGGCCUUCCCCAAGUAAUAGCGACUUAAAAUCAACAAUACCUGACCUUUCAUCUUGCGGUAAGAUGCCAGAUGGUCAUGUGAACUGUUCACGCAAUCCAUAUAUAGUGUUUGUGAACCAAGACUUUGUUAAAAACAAAGGUUUUGGAUAUUACUACUUUGGGCUAAGAGCCGUGUCAAGAAUUUCUGAGAUCCUAAGGGUUAAGCGCUGCUCAGGUCGCGGCCGUUUGAAGCGGUCGUGUGUACAGUACAAGGAACCACCCACCACUGGUGAAAGUUACAGCGUACCUCAAUACCGUGUAGGGGAUGAAAAUUACACCUUUCAGGUGACGCCAGCUGCUUGCCUGUUCUGGAAUGCGCAGUUAUCGAAAUGGACCUCAGAGGGGUGCCAGGUAGCCGAAUUGACUACUCAAGAUGCCAUUUACUGCUCCUGUAAUCACUUGAGUGCUUUUGGGGGUCAGUUAUUUGUCACGCCGAAUCCAAUCGAUUUUGAUAAAGUUUUCACUGAACUAACUGGCCUAUCAGAUAGUGGAAACAUAGCUGUCAUAUUAGCGGUUUGCUGUGUAUUUGGUUUUUACCUAUUUUUAUUGGUGUGGGCUCGAAAGAAUGACAAACUUGAUAUCUUGAAGGUGGGGGAAAAGCCAUUCGUAGGAGUUCCUUCACCAGGCUCUUAUUUCGUCGAGGUUCAAGUAUCCACAGGCAUUUGGCGAAACUCCGGCACCACUGCUAACAUUUUUAUUAUACUAGAGGGGGAGCUAGGCACUAGCCGACCUUACCAUUUGAAAGACGAUUCGUGCAUCCCUUUCGCAAGGGGGAGCAUUAGUUCCUUUAUCCUUUCGAUUCAUGACAGUAUUGGUCCCAUGAGAACCGUGCGCGUAUGGCAUGACAACUCGGGCACCAGUCCAUCGUGGUUUUUGAAUCAUAUCAAGGUUUGCGAACUGACCAAUGAGAAGCAAUGGAACUUUGUGUGUUUCGCGUGGCUGGCUGUUGAUAGAGGUGAUGGAUUAAUAGACCGGACUCUUCGUUGUACUUCAACUGCCGACAAAGGAAUUGAUUUUGCAGUUUAUGUUCAGAAUAGAAUUGCUGGUGAGUUCAGUGAUUCACAUUUAUGGUUUUCUGUCGCAACAAGACCACCAAGUUAUCGAUUUACUCGAGCUCAACGUUUAUCUUGCUGUCUAGCUAUAUUACUGACUACCAUGCUAAGCAGUGCCAUGUUUUACGAGCGUGAAACAGCGAUGGACGAUGAUCAAGGAUCGUUGAGGUUGGGCCGUUUUGUUGUGAACUUCAGAGCGCUCGUCAUUGCAGGGCAGAGUCUUAUGAUUGUACUUCCUGUCAAUAUUUUGACCGUGGCACUUUUUACUCACACUCGUUCUUCAAACGAGAAUAAGGAAAUGGCUCUCCAAAGGGACCCGCAUAGGAAAUUCGCCAAGAAGAAACGUGACUUCUCUUUUCCACGCUGGUUUAUAUUCGUUCCUUGGCUCUUGUGUUUCCUCCUCUCGUCAUGUUCGGCGGCUUUUGUUAUCUUCUACAGUCUUCAGUGGGGUGCAGAUAUAAGUGAGCAGUGGCUGAUUUCAGUUGUAAUGUCAGUUGUAUUGGACAUAUUUGUAUCGGAACCUAUUCAAAUCAUAGUUGUUGCCUUUAUGCUAUCUCACAUUUUUAAAGGAGGAAUUCAAAGAUUUACGUGGCAACCUUAUCACGUUGACGCAGUCGUUGAUGUCGAAGAUAUUGAAUUGAGUGGGUUAGGCAACAAAGAGAUUGACGAGGAAGAAAUUGAAAUACCAAAGCCACUAAGCAAAAGGCAGUUACGUCGCGCAAGGGUCGCUCGAAUAAGGGAGGUGUAUAUGUAUACUGCCCUUCGGAAUAUAGUGUCGUACAUGCUGUACUUGUUAAUUCUAUGUAUUGUUUGUUACGGUGGACGUAGCGAGCAUGGGUACCCGAUGACAUCUUCCAUUAAGAAGACAUUUGGGGAACUUGAUUCGAUAUCAAAUCACUUUAACACUUGGGACUGGACACGUGACGUUUUAGUACCAGGCCUUUUUGAAGACGGGAAAAACGUCCCACUGAAGAGUUCCAGUCCUUACAUUGGAGAUGGCGACUCUGUUCUUGUUGGAAUGCCUCGCCUCAGACAGCUGCGAGUCAAAGAAGGUUCUUGCGAUGUCGGCAUAGAUGAAAUAACAGCCCCAUUCAACUCCUGCGUGGCUUCAUAUACAUCCGAUAACGAGGACAACACCAACUUCUAUCAAACACGAUGGCGCCAAUUUUCCCCAUCGAAGAAUGAUUCGCUAAGCAUUCUCUAUCAGAUAUGUCCUACUGCUUGGCAUUAUUCUUCGGCAGAGCGAACUCAAAGCCUUCCUUUGUGGGGAAAACUUCAUCUGUCAAACUUUUAUGGUAAAGGAGGCUACCUGGCCGAGUUGGGCUAUGACAGAAAUACAGCACUGAAAGUCAUAUCUGAACUUAAUCUGUUUGACUGGAUUGACAGGUUUACCAGUGCUGUAAUUGUCGAGUUUACUGUUUUUAACUCUCAAGUGAAUUUGUUUGGCGUGAUUUGGAUCCCAAUUGAGUUUUCACCAAGUGGUCACGUGGUAUCUGAUCAUGUGAUUCGAGGCAUUCAUGUAUACGGAAUUGGUGGAGGCUACAGUGCUGUUACCGUCACCUGUCAAUUGUUUCUAGUGGGUUAUGUUGUAUACUUUGUUGUCAAGGAAACGUCAAAGAUGAUCGCUGGUAUUCGAAUUUAUUUCUCACGUUUUCUAAACUGGGUCGAAUUCACGCAGACUUUAACAGUCGUCGGUUUUGUUAUCACCCACAUUUUAAAACAAACAGAGCUUUUUGUCAACACAGAGAAACUCAAAAACAAUACAUUUCAGUUUAUCAGUUUUGAUAAAGGGGCUCUCUUAGAGGACUUGGAAACGGUCUUAAUAUCGUUACUGAUGUUCUUGAACACUUUGAAGUUGCUGUAUUUGCUCAAAUUCAAUCCCCAUGUGCGGCAUUUAUUCUAUGUAAUGAAGGGAUCUGCUCGGGAACUCGUUCAUUGCUCGGUUCUAUUCGCUGUGUUCAUAUUUGGAUGUAUUCAUGUGGGAUAUCUUCUAUUUGGGGGAGAACUUUACUCCUUUUCUUCGCCUUUCAUUAUUCUACAGUCUCUUCUAGUCGAAGGAGUCGUCGGUGGCGGAGUGGACUAUUUUAACGAUUGUUGUACAGUCAUCGGCCCUGUUUACGUUACAGCGUUAAAAUUGGGACUAAAUCUCAUAUGCAUCAAUAUUUUCAUUUCAGUUCUUGUUUACAAUUACGGCAAUAUCAGAGACCUCACCAGAGGGAAAUUCAAUCUUGGAAACUUCAUUAUUGUAAAAGUAAAGGAACUCAUGGGUUUUGUGGUUCAUAGUUCAGCAAUGGAUGCAGACAGUUCGUGUGAUCAUAACACAAAUAAGGAGGAGAACAAUACACUUCCUGAAGUGGAUGAGAUAUUAACCAAGUUGGAUCAGAUUAAUCACCAUUUAAAUAUUUUGUAUGUUGACGAAUUCGGUGAAGACCUUGACAUGUUUUCUUUGUGGUUUGAUCUUCACAUUCAACGCUUAAAAGCUAAGGAUGCACAAGAAAGGUUUGAGAAUGAUUUAGAAGAAGUUUACGAGGAUGCACAAGAAAGGUUUGAGAAUGAUUUAGAAGAAGUUUACGAGGAUGCACAAGAAUACUUAAGCCUCGCGUAG